AUCGUCAGUUUCGGGCAAGCCACGCUAGUACGCACGCGCGGCUCUACAUGUGGAGAUAGAAAACGAAGAUAAUAAAACUGGACACAGCGACAUGUAAACAAACCCACGUGUGAUCAGAGAGAAAAAUUAAAAAAGAGAGAGAAAGAUAGAGAAAGAGAUAAAGCAUUGUGUCAGUCAGCGGUUCAGGAGCGUGAGGAGCGGGAGGGAAGGAUCAGUGAGAGGACAAGGAGGACGGGAAGACAGGAACGGCAAGGACAACCACCAUGAACGAGGAUGAGAUGCAGUUGGCUCAGGCCCUUGCCAAGAUGGGCGGGCCGCGCACUCCCAUGGCGGCAAAACUGAAGAACAAGUUGCAAGGAUUUAGGCGGACACGUUCCCUCAAUGCCCCGUCACCCAUCCAGCAGUUUGGUCCGUGUGGUCGUAUCAUGCGCAACUCAGCAAUGGUCAUGACCAUCCAGGACCCUGCCAGCCAGCGCCUCACGUGGUACAAGCCGCCCCUGUCAGUGCUGGUGAUCAAGAAAGUGAGAGAUGCGCAGGUCAUUCAGCCCUUCAUCCAGCUUGUCAAGUGGCUCAUCAUUGAGAAGCGCAUGGUGGUGUUCGUGGAGGCGUCAGUGAUGGAGGACAGCCACGUCACGAGUCACGCGGGCUUUCCUCUACUGAAGGACAAACUCAUGAACUUCAGGGAGGGACAAGACGACCUCACAGAUAAGAUUGACUUCAUCAUUUGCCUGGGCGGGGAUGGAACGCUACUCUACGCCUCCUCUCUCUUCCAGCAAAGUGUUCCCCCAGUCAUGGCCUUCCAUCUGGGCUCCCUCGGUUUCCUCACGCCCUUCAAGUUUGACAAUUUCCAGGACCAAGUUACUAAUGUUCUCGAGGGUCACGCAGCACUCACCCUGCGUUCUCGCCUUCGCUGCAUCAUUAUCCGCAAGGACCAGGAGACAGGGAAGGGGAGUCGCCCCCCUACCAACCUCCUGGUGCUCAAUGAAGUGGUGAUUGACCGCGGCCCUUCACCUUACCUCUCCAAUAUUGACCUGUCUGACGGCAAACGCAUCACUUCGGUUCAGGGUGAUGGGCUCAUCGUCUCCACCCCAACGGGCAGCACCGCCUAUGCUGUCGCCGCGGGUGCCUCCAUGAUCCACCCGUCAGUGCCUGCCAUCAUGCUGACCCCCAUCUGCCCACACUCCCUCUCAUUCAGACCCAUUGUGGUGCCCGCUGGAGUGGAACUAAAGAUUGCAGUCUCUAAAAACAGCAGAAACACAGCCUGGGUAUCCUUUGAUGGCAGGAAAAGACAAGAACUAUUUUACGGGGAUAGCCUGCGCGUCACCACCUCCAUCUACCCCGUGCCGUCCAUCUGCGCCGAGGACCAGAUCGCCGACUGGUUCGCCUCCCUGGACGAGUGUCUGCGUUGGAAUGACCGUAAGCGACAGAAACACUUUGAUGAGCCAGAGGACCCAGUAGACCUCACUCCAGACCUCACUCACUCCUCCAGCUCAGACACCCUCGACUCCCUCAGUGAAAGAAAUGAGGUCUGUGAUAAUUAGGUUUACUGAAAAUAAGGUUGAAGCGAGCAGUACUUUCUCAGCGAGCUUGUGAUCAAGAGACAAAAGUUGCCAACAAUGCACAAAGGCAACACUCACCAUUUCUUCAAGUUCGCUCACUCCUGUAGGUGCAGGAAGCUCCGUUGCCGCACACACAGAUUGCAAGUAUCAGCGGCUCUCACACCCUGGGGCACUCAAGCCCCAUCACAAGCACAGUACCUAAAGUGAAGGCCACAGCGUGACACAGCUCUCGUCAGGGCCACACUCCAGCUGCCGGGGACACACAGCCACGUCACCCUGGCCACCACUCACAGCUGCCCCACGCCUCACUCUGCUUUGCUCCCAGUGUCUGGUUGGCCCACGUCACUCACCCCAAGGGACAUUCUCACUGGGUGGUGUGGAGUGAGGGAGGCAGGGGUGUGAGGGGGGAGGGGGUGUAUGAGUGAGAGAAGAGAUGCUUGUUAGGGAAGAUGUAUUCAGCUGAUCCUUCUAAACCUUAUUUCUGUGAUACAAUGAAGAGGUGUGAAGUGAGAGUGUCCACAGUAUUGUCCGGCCUCCACAGAGACUGAGAUGCAUGACAGUGGUGGUGUUAGGGUGUGGAGGCACCACCAGCGGCAGCAGGCAUGGUGGUGAUGGUGGUGAUGGUGCCAGUAGCAGUAGCAGUAGUUAGGGGUGGGUCCUCACCUGCUGGUGGUGUAUGAUUGAGGGGAGGCAGGGGCAUGCGGCAGCAGCAGCACAGCCCAGCCUCCGCUGUGUGGAUUGAAGCUUCAGGCAACUUAUGAAUGUUUGUUAUGAAACAUGAUAUUAUUAGAGACAUUUAUACAUUUUUAGCAAUGUUUUAUAUUUACCUGCAAUUUGUAUAUACAUUUUUUAAAAUUUAGGUCUUGACUUGAUUACUUUCUUAUUUCCUCAAUUUUUUUGAGGCUAAAUGUAAAGUUUGUAUUGAGGGAAGUGUUUGGAGAGAGUUAGGCUGCUUGAAUGUUGGUGGAGUGAGGCAGGGCAUGCCAGCGGGUGUCAGGCAUGAGUGGCGUCAGGUCCCACUGGGUGUUGCCUGGCGGAGGUGCUCCUCAUGCCAGCCUGGAGGAGGUGCACCACUCACAAGAGGGGGUCUUUUAAAUACUCUGCCUGUUGUUGUUUUAUUUGUUUUAGCCUCUCUCCAAAAGAUCAUGUACAACUUCCAUGGAAUAUGGGAACAAUUAUUCUUUAAUCUCUAUGAUGCAGGACAGAAUACGAGGAAUUUAGGCUGUAGUUUUUGUGAAAAAUAAAGUUUCUACUAAAGUGGAGGUGCAUACAAGUGGUGCAUCACAGACACGAUAGUCGUGGGAAGCGAGUGUUACUUUUGUGUCCCAAGGCUGGACGCAGGCUGUGGUAUUCACCCAGGCCUGUCUGCUGCCCACUGACACACCCACCCAUUCCCUGCAGAAAGAUCCCAAAACUUGUCUCUGGGUUGCACUCAAAUCACACACACACACAUAUGUGAGUGAGGUCAUGCACGGCAGUGUCAGUGAUAGAGCCUGGGUGUGCCUCAUCCAGGGGUCAGGUGUGUGUUGGGUGUUUGGAGUCCACAAGACUAGUACGGAUAGGAGGCUGUAGACUAUGGUGGAGUUCUUAAAGCAGCUCAGUAGCACCCUUUGUGCUGCUUGUCUUAGAUUCUGAGUGUGAAGGGAUCAACAUUGAUCUGCUAGACAUAUCAAGGUGGCAGUGUAUGCUGUGUGCUGGUGGUGCUUGGGUGGACACACACACACACACACACACACACACACACACACACACACACACACACACACACACACACACACACACACACACACACACAGUGCAGGAUGUGGUGGUGCUGUGUUGUGUCCAUCAGGAGGAGUCACUGUGGUGACUGGUUGGAUGUUCUGCUCAACAUUGUAAACUUUUCUGAGCGGUAAUGAUGUGGUGCUGGUGUAGAGACCCGUGCAAUAUUUGUGUGUUGCUGAUGUGAACCAGGAAUGAAGAUGUGUCAGUUCUUUAAAAUGUUCUGUCUAAGUAGCAGCUGCGGCCAAACCAAAGUCACUACCUCACUGGUGGUGGAGAGACACCACCACCACCACCACCACCACUGCCUGUGUGGUGGCUGAGCAGAGCACCACCAAGCGGCAGCAGCAGUGUGUACUCUGCCUGCUGCAUCACAGCUGCCUGGCACACUGUCACUGCCUGAGGGACCACAUCACACACUCAUGGGAUCUGCCUCACACUUUCCUUGUGUCUGGCGAUGGUUGGGCAGGUACAGCGUUUGCUGUGGUGUUGUGCUGCUGUACAAGGGUCGGGGUGGCUGCAGGUGGUGACUACCUUCACCACACACACAAACCUCCAGUAACUUCCAGUUUUGGUGAUAAGGAGCAAGCCUCUGGCUGUGGCUCAGGUGUAGCACACAAAACUAGCCCUAUUUUUGUACUGAAUAAAAUUUUUACUAAAAGAAACCUUUGAAAUAGUUAGUUAGUCUGUUACUUUAUCCUAUUGGUAUGUAGAUGUAGUAGUUAGUCUGGUAAUGAAGAUUUUAAGAUUAAUCUCUAAUUAUUUAUUUGUGAUUGUUUUGUAGUGUGAGAAAAUUUGCAAAAUAUAUAUCUAUAUAUUAUAUUGUUAUGAUUUUUUGAGAAAUUAUAUUCAAAAAUCAAAACAGUGCAUUUCAUGUUGAUGGUCGUUCCAAAUUUGUCCUGACCACUGUACUCGCACGACAGUCUUAAGGCAACUUUUGCUGAGGCAAGAGAGUCGAUGGAGGGAGUUGUUACAGUAGGGCACUGGUGCAGCACUGGUGCUAGUGCUGGUGCAGGUGCAGGCACUGCUGGUGUUGAGGGAAGGAGCAAGUGUACAGGAAGAGACAGACAGACACAGUGGUCUUGCAAGCUCUGUGAGGGAACUGCAAUGUGAAAUAAGAUACUGUAUUCUUAUAGACAAUAUCCUGUAUAAGUUGGAUUCAGUAAGGAGGAAAAUUAAAACACUGACUCCACCACACAUUGACCUGUUAGUUCUGGAUGCAUUUAAGAAGUUAGGAGGAGUAGGUUUGACGCACAACUGUGAAAGCACACUGUCUGAAGAUGAGAACAACAGAGGUCCACUCUGGCUCAUAGAUUUAUCCUUAAUUGAAGUAUUAUAAGUGAAUCAGAUGGUGUUUGGUGUGUGUGUGGUGGUGUGAGUUGUGCUGCUUUUUAAUCAACAAAAAUUGAUACACAGAACUUGUGAAAAAGCUCUCAGACAUUGAGAACAAGAAUAUUACAGACCAUUGCAGGGCUGAUGAGUCUCAAUGGAGGGCCACAGACCUUGCAAGACCACUGCGUGUGUGUGUGUGUGUGUGUGUAUGUACGUACGGAGAAAAUAGAGACUAAUAUAUUUGUGUGUAUGUAUUUCAUAGACUUUUUAUAUAUAAAGUUUAUUGUAAUGUUGCACUGUCACCUGUUUUACCAGUUAUUGGGUCACCUCUGCUGUGUGUGAGAGCACCUGGCACUGCCUAGGAUGACCAGACGCCACAGAGAGUCUGUGAGGAGACCAGAGCCAGGGUGUGAUAAAGACCAAUGGGCUGGAAAAGUUACAGAGACUAGCAGAGUUAGAGAAGGAUGAAAGGCAAUAACAGACAGACCAGAAGUGAUGUGUGACAGAGACUUUAAGAGGAUAGAAAUGGUAGAUAGAUAGAUUUUAUUGAAAACAGCUUACAGUAAUGACAUAUAAAAUUGGGAAAAGGAAAGGAGGAAGGGAGACAACAGAUAUGUGGCAGAGACUUCAUUAAGGUGGAAAUGUUAAAGACUUAAGAGAAAGGGAAGUAGAACAUCAUAGAUAUGAAGAGUGAAUGAAAAGAAAAUGUGACAGAUUUACGUGAUUGAAGUGCUACAGAGAAAAAAGAUUGAAGAAAGGAGAAAGAGAUGAUAGUGGCGAUGACAUGACUCAGAUGACGAGUUGAAGAAUACUAAAUAGACACUGGUAGGGAGACAUACUGACCAGAGAGAAAGAGAGGAACAGAUGUGAAAUGAACACUUGGUUAAUGGAGGUGAAUGUUUGCCUUGGUGGUGUGGGAGAAAGAAGAUGUCAUACAGAUGAUUGUGAAAUACUGUACCAACCAGAGUUUAGACAAUAACAAGACAACACAGACAAUGACAAUAAUAAAAACCCAGCAGAACAAACUUUAGAUGGAAAGAGGAACAGUUUUAAUAUGACAUGAUAGGACAGACAUACUAACAGACAGACAGACAGACACAGGAAGGGAAGGCAGAGUGGUGAAUGGCUGUAUGUAUAUCAGUGAAGAAACAAAUAACUGAAAUAUCACCAAGACAUUCCACAUUUUGAACUCAUGAAAGAAAAGCAGUCAUUGUCGUUUUUUAUCAAGUUUUUGUACAUAAGGUGAGGUCUAGACAGGUCAUGUGUAGAGAGUUGAAGGGUCUGAGGUCACUUACGAGUAUUUAUUAAAAAAAAAAGUUAUUAUA
Molecule: messenger RNA, 5977 nt
Organism: Portunus trituberculatus (swimming crab)
Lineage: Eukaryota; Metazoa; Arthropoda; Malacostraca; Decapoda; Portunidae
Product: NAD kinase-like
Biological process (GO): NADP+ biosynthetic process; NAD+ metabolic process
Molecular function (GO): NAD+ kinase activity
Source: RefSeq, a predicted model, not a curated record